CCGCGCACGCCGGCCGCCAUCGCCUUCGCGCCUGGCUGGCGGGGGCGCUGUCCUCCCCUGCCGUCCGUGCCGCUCCCUGGAGCUCGGCGGAGCGCGGCAGCCAGUGCCGGCUGAGGCGCGAGGAGCCGGACGCCGCCGCCGCCGCCGCCGUCGCCGCGGGGGCCAUGACCGUGGAGCAGAAUGUGCUGCAGCAGAGCGCGGCGCAGAAGCACCAGCAGACGUUUUUGAAUCAGCUGAGAGAAAUUACUGGGAUUAAUGACACCCAGAUACUACAGCAAGCUUUGAAGGAUAGUAAUGGAAACUUGGAGUUAGCAGUGGCUUUCCUUACUGCGAAGAAUGCUAAGACUCCUCAGCAGGAGGAGACAACUUACUACCAAACAGCGCUUCCUGGCAAUGACAGAUACAUCAGUGUGGGAAGCCAAGCAGACACAAAUGUGAUUGAUCUCACUGGAGAUGAUAAAGAUGAUCUUCAGAGAGCAAUUGCCUUGAGUUUGGCGGAAUCAAACAGGGCAUUCAGGGAGACUGGAAUAACUGAUGAGGAACAAGCCAUUAGCAGAGUUCUUGAAGCCAGCAUAGCAGAAAAUAAAGCAUGUUUGAAGAGGACACCUACAGAAGUUUGGAGGGAUUCUCGAAACCCUUAUGAUAGAAAAAGGCAGGACAAAGCUCCUGUUGGGCUAAAGAACGUUGGAAAUACUUGCUGGUUCAGUGCUGUUAUUCAGUCAUUGUUCAAUCUUCUGGAAUUUAGAAGAUUAGUUCUGAAUUACAAGCCUCCAUCAAAUGCUCAAGAUUUACCCCGAAACCAAAAGGAACAUCGGAAUUUGCCUUUUAUGCGUGAGUUGAGGUACCUGUUUGCACUUCUUGUUGGUACCAAAAGGAAGUAUGUUGAUCCAUCAAGAGCAGUUGAAAUUCUUAAGGAUGCUUUCAAAUCAAAUGACUCACAACAGCAAGAUGUGAGUGAGUUUACACACAAAUUAUUAGAUUGGUUAGAAGAUGCCUUCCAAAUGAAAGCUGAAGAGGAGACAGAUGAAGAGAAGCCAAAGAACCCCAUGGUAGAGUUGUUCUAUGGAAGAUUCCUAGCUGUGGGAGUACUCGAAGGUAAAAAGUUUGAAAACACUGAAAUGUUUGGUCAGUACCCACUUCAGGUCAAUGGGUUCAAAGAUCUGCAUGAGUGCCUAGAAGCUGCAAUGAUCGAAGGAGAAAUUGAAUCUUUACAUUCAGAGAAUUCAGGAAAAUCAGGUCAAGAGCAUUGGUUUACUGAAUUACCACCUGUCUUAACAUUUGAAUUGUCAAGAUUUGAAUUUAAUCAGGCAUUGGGAAGACCAGAAAAAAUUCACAACAAGUUGGAAUUUCCCCAAGUUUUAUAUUUAGACAGAUACAUGCACAGAAACAGAGAAAUAACAAGAAUUAAGAGGGAAGAGAUCAAGAGACUCAAAGAUUACCUCACAGUAUUACAACAAAGACUAGAACGGUAUUUAAGCUAUGGUUCGGGUCCCAAACGGUUCCCCUUGGUAGAUGUUCUGCAGUAUGCCUUGGAGUUUGCCUCAAGUAAACCUGUUUGCACGUCUCCUGUUGAUGAUAUUGAUGCCAGUUCCCCUCCUACUAGCUCUGUACCAUCACAGACAUUACCAAGCACAGCAGAACAACAGGGAACUCCUUCAGAACUGCCAAGCACAUCACCUGCAUCAGUUGCUGCCAUUUCAUCAAGAUCCGUAAUACACAAACCAUUCACUCAGUCCCGAAUACCUCCAGAUUUGCCCAUGCAUCCAGCACCAAGGCACAUAACAGAAGAAGAACUUUCUGUGCUAGAAAGCUGUUUACAUCGCUGGAGGACAGAAAUAGAAAAUGACACCAGAGAUUUGCAGGAAAGCAUAUCCAGAAUUCAUCGAACAAUUGAGCUAAUGUACUCUGACAAAUCUAUGAUCCAAGUUCCUUAUCGCUUACAUGCUGUUUUAGUUCAUGAAGGCCAAGCUAAUGCUGGACACUACUGGGCAUACAUUUUUGAUCAUCAUGAAAGCAGGUGGAUGAAGUACAAUGAUAUUGCUGUGACAAAAUCAUCCUGGGAAGAGCUAGUGAGGGAUUCUUUUGGUGGUUAUAGAAAUGCCAGUGCCUACUGUUUAAUGUAUAUAAAUGAUAAGGCACAAUUCUUAAUACAAGAGGAGUUUAAUAAAGAAACUGGACAGGCUCUUGUUGGAAUAGAAACUUUACCACCGGAUUUGAGAGAUUUUGUUGAGGAAGACAACCAGCGAUUUGAAAAAGAACUAGAAGAAUGGGAUGCACAACUUGCCCAGAAAGCGUUGCAGGAAAAGCUUUUAGCAUCUCAGAAAUUGAGGGAGUCAGAGUCUUCUGUGACAACAGCACAAGCAGGAGAACCAGAAUAUCUAGAGCAGCCAUCAAGAAGUGAUUUCUCAAAGCACUUGAAAGAAGAAACUAUUCGAGUAAUUACCAAGGCAUCACAUGAGCAUGAAGAUAAAAGUCCUGAAACAGUUUUACAGUCGGCAAUUAAGUUGGAGUAUUCAAGGUUGGUUAAGUUGGCCCAAGAAGACACACCACCAGAAACAGAUUAUCGUUUACAUCAUGUUGUGGUCUACUUUAUCCAGAACCAGGCACCAAAGAAAAUCAUUGAGAAAACAUUGCUAGAACAAUUUGCAGAUAGAAAUUUGAGUUUUGAUGAAAGUUUUAUUGAGUGGCAUCAGGAUUAUAGGAAAUUCAGGGAAACAACUAUGUAUCUCAUAAUUGGGCUAGAAAAUUUUCAAAGAGAAAGAUACGGGUAUUGGGAGCUGUAUAUCAACCCUAGAAAAUUAAAUGAGCAAGCUGCAGAACUGUUUGAAUCUGGAGAAGAUCGAGAAGUAAACAAUGGUCUGAUUAUCAUGAAUGAUUUUAUUGUCCCAUUUUUGCCCUUAUUACUGGUGGAUGAAAUGGAAGAGAAAGAUAUACUAGCUGUGGAAGAUAUGAGAAAUCGAUGGUGUUCCUACCUUGGUCAAGAAAUGGAAUCAAACCUCCAAGAAAAGCUGACAGAUUUUCUGCCAAAACUGCUUGAUUGUUCUAUGGAGAUUAAAGGUUUCCACGAGCCACCGAAGUUACCUUCGUAUUCCACGCAUGAACUCUGUGAGCGAUUUGCUCGAAUCAUGUUGUCCCUCAGUCGAACUCCUGCUGAUGGAAGAUAAACUGCACACACUUUCCCUAAAUAUACUGUAUAAACUCUUUUUAGUUCUUAACCCUUGCCUUCCUGUCACAGGGUUUGCUUGUUGCUGCUAUAGUUUUUAACUUUUUUUAUUUUAAUAACUGCAAAAGACAAAAUGACUAUACAGACUUAAGUCAGACUGCAAACAAUAAAGCUGAGAAUCGCAUGGCACUCAGACUUUGUUUUAACCAGAACUGUUGUAUAAUUACAAAUCUGAUUUUAUUAUGGCAAAACUAUGCUUUUGCCACUUUUCUGUUACAGUAUUACUUUGCCUUUAUCUUUUCUUUAUCAACAGCUUUCUAUUCAGUCUGGAUCCUUCCAUGACUACAGCCAUUUAAGUGUUCAGCACUGUGUAUGAUACAUAAUAUUUGGUAGCUUGUAAAUGAAAUUAAAGAAUAAA
This is a messenger RNA of Propithecus coquereli (Coquerel's sifaka), 3581 nucleotides long. It is a transcript of the gene USP25, whose product is annotated as ubiquitin specific peptidase 25. The transcript is spliced from 24 exons. Gene Ontology annotation, molecular function: cysteine-type endopeptidase activity; protein binding; cysteine-type deubiquitinase activity. The record is from RefSeq and is a predicted model, not a curated record. Gene Ontology annotation, biological process: protein deubiquitination; regulation of protein stability. Bases 165 to 3164 code for a protein of 999 amino acids. Gene Ontology annotation, cellular component: cytosol; nucleus. Lineage: Eukaryota; Metazoa; Chordata; Mammalia; Primates; Indriidae.